Penicillium pulvis is the source of this 273-nucleotide messenger RNA. RefSeq lists its product as uncharacterized. Bases 1 to 273 code for a protein of 90 amino acids. The record is from RefSeq and is a predicted model, not a curated record. The transcript has a single exon. NCBI's taxonomy places the organism in Eukaryota, Fungi, Ascomycota, Eurotiomycetes, Eurotiales, Aspergillaceae.
AUGUGGCCCUCACACAGAGUGCUGAAGAACCAACAAAACCGGUAUUGUUACCGCUGGUUUGAAAGCCGGGCGCCUCAAAAGUCAAUGACCGGUCAUCAUUCAGCCCAAUCGCAGAUCGGAACAGGGAUCUCAGCUCACAGUGGAGCGGCCGGACUCGGUCAUGACCGACGAAUCCGAGACCAGAAGCGGCCCAAGACCAAGUUGCCCCACGUCUGCUCGACCCUCCAUCAGCUGAGGCUGUCCCCCAUUCGACUCAUCCGAAAGAAGUCUUGA